AUGGCAGGUGAUUGGGCUGCGGGUCUGCAGGUAAUGGAGCGAACCUCGACAACAGAGUUAUCAGAUGAGCCCGACGACAUGUCGAUCCAUCCAGCCAUAUCCCAGGAACCGCCGAACUGGCCUCCCACUUUGGCUCCACUGCGUCUGCAACAAAAACAUCCAAUGAUUGAUCUUCCUCGCCGUUUUUCAAUGAAAGUCUUUACAUGUGUCCACUGGGUGAAUAUCAGGUCAUUACUGGGUCACUGUCCGGCUCCUCGUCUUUCCUCUUUCCCUGUCGACUGGAACGGGACCCUCUUUUCCGAUGGUGGAUGCUUUUGGGGGUUAACGGAUUUCUCUUACUCAUGGCUUUCCCCUCCACUGACUGACCUUUGGACUCAAGCACACCAUGGAGUCAACUGCAGCUCAGCCCCAACAAUAAUGAUGAGCAAUUCGGGUCUUGAAGUUUAG
Messenger RNA from Aspergillus neoniger CBS 115656, 447 nucleotides. RefSeq lists its product as uncharacterized. Lineage: Eukaryota; Fungi; Ascomycota; Eurotiomycetes; Eurotiales; Aspergillaceae. The transcript is spliced from 6 exons. The coding region runs from base 1 to 447 and encodes 148 amino acids. The record is from RefSeq and is a predicted model, not a curated record.